AUGGCGCCCAGGAUGCCAGCCCGCUGGGCAGCCGCCCUCCCGACACACCUGCUGUCGCCCUGCACCACCGGCCUCAUCUCGACGACGGCGGCAUCCUCGAGAAUCCUCAUUACUCAAAGCGGCAGCGCGCUAUUGCCCCGGACCGCCCGGCGAGGCGUCAAGUACGGCUGGUCGACGCGGCCAAAGCAGGACAAGCCAACGCGAUUCAACCAGGUCUCGUCGGGCCUGCCGGCGCCCACGGCGGGACCCGCCGCGGCGCUGGAGCGCAAGAGAGCCACGACGCCGCUGCGCACGGGUGUGCUGGCCGUCAAAAAGGGCGUCUCGGCCAUGUACGUGGCCGGCCGCCGCAUCCCUUGCACCGUUCUGCAGAUGGACCAGGUCGAGGUUGUCGCCAACAAGACCCGCGCCAGCAACGGCUACUGGGCCGUCCAGCUCGGCUCCGGCCUCAAGCGGCCCGGCAACGAGACUGCCCCCAUGCUGGGAUACUACGAGGCCAAGGGUCUGGCGCCCAAGCGCCACCUCGCCGAGUUCAAGGUCCGCGACCGCGACGGCCUGCUGCCCGUCGGUGUGCAGCUGCAGCCCGACUGGUUCAAGCUUGGACAGUUUGUCGACGCCCGGAGCAACUCGAGGGGUAUGGGUUUCGCCGGUGGUAUGAAGAGGCACGGUUUCGCCGGUCAGGAGGCUUCGCACGGUAACUCCAAGAACCACAGAACAAUCGGUACGACGGGUCCGAGUCAGGGCGGUGGUUCCCGUGUGCACCCGGGCAAGAAGAUGCCGGGUCGCAUGGGUGGCGAGCGGGUAACGAUGCAGAACCUCAAGGUGUUGAAGGUGGACAAUGAGAUGGGCGUCGUGGUAAUCAAGGGUCACGUAGCCGGCCCCAAGGGCUGCCUCGUCCAGUUGUCAGACGCUAUCAAGAAGGACCCUCCAGUGCAGUCUUUCAUCGACAAGGUUAGAAGGAUAACACUCGAGAGAAACCCGGAAGCGGAGCAAAAGUUGGAAGAGGCAAGGCUAAGGCAUCUGGAUCUCAAGCAGAUGCGAAAGGAGGGCACUAUUGCUGGUGCUGUAUUGAUGGGCUAA
Pestalotiopsis fici W106-1 is the source of this 1077-nucleotide messenger RNA. RefSeq lists its product as uncharacterized. The record is from RefSeq and is a predicted model, not a curated record. Gene Ontology annotation, cellular component: mitochondrial large ribosomal subunit; ribosome. Bases 1 to 1077 code for a protein of 358 amino acids. Gene Ontology annotation, biological process: translation. Gene Ontology annotation, molecular function: structural constituent of ribosome. The transcript has a single exon. NCBI's taxonomy places the organism in Eukaryota, Fungi, Ascomycota, Sordariomycetes, Amphisphaeriales, Sporocadaceae.